Artibeus jamaicensis (Jamaican fruit-eating bat) is the source of this 1869-nucleotide messenger RNA. It is a transcript of the gene PDE9A, whose product is annotated as phosphodiesterase 9A. The record is from RefSeq and is a predicted model, not a curated record. The transcript is spliced from 19 exons. Gene Ontology annotation, molecular function: 3',5'-cyclic-GMP phosphodiesterase activity. Bases 98 to 1690 code for a protein of 530 amino acids. Lineage: Eukaryota; Metazoa; Chordata; Mammalia; Chiroptera; Phyllostomidae. Gene Ontology annotation, biological process: cGMP catabolic process.
CGCCGCCCGCCCCCGCCCCCUCCUCCUCCCCGCCCUCCCCGCGCCGCUGGCGUCGAGAAAGUACAGUAAAAAGUCCAAGUGCAGCCGCCGGCGCAAGAUGGGAUCCGGCCCCUCCAGCUACCGGCCCAAGGCCAUCUACCUGGACAUCGACGGACGCAUUCAGAAGGUGGUCUUCAGCAAGUACUGCAACUCCAGUGACAUCAUGGACCUCUUCUGCAUCGCCACCGGCCUGCCGCGGAACACGACCAUCUCGCUGCUGACCACGGAUGACGCCAUGGUCUCCAUCGACCCCACUAUGCCUGCAAAUUCUGAACGCACUCCCUACAAAGUGAGACCUGUGGCCAUCAAACAACUCUCUGAAAAAGAAGAGUUAAUCCAGAGUGUGCUGACGCAGGUCGCAGAGCAAUUCUCAAGAGCGUUUAAAAUCAACGAACUCAAAGCAGAAGUCGCAAACCACUUGGCCGUGCUAGAGAAGCGUGUGGAACUGGAAGGACUGAAAGUGGUGGAGAUUGAGAAAUGCAAGAGUGACAUUAAAAAGAUGAGGGAGGAACUGGCAGCCAGAAGCAACAGGACCAGCUGCCCCUGUAAGUACAGUUUUUUGGAUAAUAACAAGAAGUUGACACCUCGACGGGAUGUCCCCACUUAUCCCAAGUACCUGCUGUCCCCGGAGACCGUAGAGGCCCUGCGCAAGCCGACCUUCGACGUCUGGCUCUGGGAGCCCAACGAGAUGCUGAGCUGCCUGGAGCACAUGUACCAUGACCUCAGCCUGGUCAGGGACUUCAGCAUCAACCCCAUCACGCUCAAGAGGUGGCUGCUCUGUGUGCACGACAACUACCGGCAGAACCCUUUCCACAACUUCCGGCACUGCUUCUGCGUGGCCCAGAUGAUGUACAGCAUGGUCUGGCUCUGCGGGCUCCAGGAGAAGUUUUCCCAGAUGGACAUCCUGAUCCUGAUGACCGCAGCCAUCUGCCACGACCUGGACCACCCGGGAUACAACAACACGUACCAGAUCAAUGCCCGCACAGAGCUGGCCGUCCGCUACAAUGACAUCUCGCCCCUGGAGAACCACCACUGCGCCGUGGCCUUCCAGAUCCUCGCACAGCCCGAAUGCAACAUCUUCUCCAACGUGCAGCCAGACGGGUUCAAGCAGAUCAGACAGGGCAUGAUCACAUUAAUCUUGGCCACUGACAUGGCACGGCAUGCAGAAAUCAUGGAUUCCUUCAAAGAAAAAAUGGAGAAUUUCGACUAUAGCAAUGAGGAGCACUUGACCCUUCUGAAGAUGAUCUUGAUAAAAUGCUGUGACAUCUCUAACGAGGUGCGUCCGAUGGAAGUCUCCGAGCCUUGGGUGGACUGCUUGUUAGAAGAAUACUUUAUGCAGAGUGACCGUGAGAAGUCGGAAGGCCUUCCUGUGGCCCCUUUCAUGGACCGGGACAAAGUGACCAAAGCCACAGCACAAAUUGGAUUCAUCAAAUUCGUCCUCAUCCCAAUGUUUGAGACAGUGGCCAAGCUCUUCCCCGUGAUUGAGGAAAGCAUGCUGCAGCCCCUGUGGGAAUCCAGAGACCGGUAUGAGGAGCUGAAGCAGAUAGACGACGCCAAGACAGAGGAGACCGAGAGCCGGGCACAUGGGGGCCCCGACAAGCUGAGGGAGAAAAGCAGAGAUGCGAAAAAAAGUGAAGCAGACCGUGCGUGAAGGAGGCGGGAGCACCCGUGGGUGUUCGGGGCCGGGCCGCCUGACCGGAGAGACCUUCACCCAGAGAAGAGCUGACCCUGACCCCUGGCACUCCACGACCACGUUUUCUAAGAACCACUUUGUUCACUGAUAACAAGAAAACGAAAUUCAUGAUGCUGUACAGAAUUUUUAUUUUUAAA